AGUGGAUCAGUCACAUCAUUUCUCAGGCGUUUCGUGGUUAGCUCAACAGCUUCGGGGGCCAGCAGGACAGGUUAUGAUGAUACGGGUAGGUUAAUAGAAUGCCCCGGUAGGUAGAAGGGACGGGCAUAAAUACAGGAUGUCCAGCUUGGUAAUGGACCGAUUUCAUUUCCAUGCUCACCUCGUUACCUCUCUCUACGCUCCCAUCAAUUUAUCGUUUAUAUUGCUGUCAACAUGCGUGUCUUCUAUCUUUUUACUCUGUUUAUAUUGAGUGAAGGUACUAUCUCAGCUCAAAACGUGAGCUAUACCGAGCUCAUCGAGCCACUGUUCCUAGAUUUCACUCUGGAUGAAAUCCUCCAAAACAACACCAAAGGAUGGCCGAUCGUCGAACCCUGGGCCAGCGAGUAUGUGAAUUCGAUCCUCGAGGGAAGAUAUGGUGAUGCUGUGUGGGCGAGUUACAAUAUCGGCGGAGAUGUGAACAGUGACACUGGUAUUGUCGAAGGCACCAAUUUGACCGUGCUGGAGAGUAUUGAGGAGGACGCACUUGGCUAUAGAACCAACGAUCCGGACAAUUACGCCGAGGCCCUAUCCUUCUACACCCAAACCGGGAACACAGAUGGACACACCGAUAUCGUUGACAUGCUUAUCCGCAUUGGUCAGCAGGACGUCGUUGAAGCCAAGAUGGAACUCGACAAGCGCAAGACUUGGGGUAUUAGAUGCAGUCCUUAUGAUCUGGCCUAUAAAUCGAGCUGUCUCAAUAUUCUUGAGCGCAUGUCCACUGCGAAGACAUACGUUGGAGGUAUUCGGAGGCUUGGCGCCUACGGGUAGUGUUUUCUCGGGGUUUCAACAUAUCAAGGCGUAUACACCGAUGUCACAUGGUACCAAGCUCAUGCUGUUGGUCAACUAAUUGAAGACAAUUGUUCCUACUGUCCCGCAUGUAGCAACCAGUUGAAAGUCUCGGGCUACUGGCC
This is a messenger RNA of Aspergillus sclerotioniger CBS 115572, 968 nucleotides long. RefSeq lists its product as uncharacterized. The transcript has a single exon. The record is from RefSeq and is a predicted model, not a curated record. NCBI's taxonomy places the organism in Eukaryota, Fungi, Ascomycota, Eurotiomycetes, Eurotiales, Aspergillaceae. Bases 232 to 825 code for a protein of 197 amino acids.